Molecule: messenger RNA, 645 nt
Organism: Spirometra erinaceieuropaei
Lineage: Eukaryota; Metazoa; Platyhelminthes; Cestoda; Diphyllobothriidea; Diphyllobothriidae
Source: the annotation of a GenBank genome assembly
AUGGCUCGGGAACUGGCCCGUUACAAGGUGGGCAUUGCUGCACUCAGUGAGACCCGGCUCUCCGAGCAAGGCCAACUGAAGGAGGUGCGUGUCGGCUACACCUUCUUUUGGGACGUUCAUCUCCGGGAGGAGCGACGGGGCGCGGGCGUUGCCUCUGCCGUCCUGAACGACAUCGUGGGACGACUGCCCUGUCUGUUGCAGGGCACCAACGAUCGGCUGAUGAGCCUCAGCCUGCCUCUGCGAGGUGGCAAAUUCACCACCAUCAUCAGCGUCUAUGCCCGCUCCCCUCCGAUGACUAGCCCUGACGAGACGAGGAACACAUUCUACGAGGAUCUGCACGCCCUCCUGGUGACUGUGCCGAAAACGGAUAAGUUGAUUGUCCUUGGUGACUUCAACGUCCGCGUCGGCACAGGCCAUGCUGCCUGGAGGGGGGUGCUGAGUCCCAAUGGUCUUGACGGCACCAAUGACAAUGGCUUGCUCCUCCUACGAACCUACACAAAACACAGACUCAUUCUGACCAGCACCCACUUCCGACUACUGAUACAAGAGAAGGCCACCUGGAUGGACCCUCGAUCGCGUCAGUGGCACCGUCCGCAGGCGAGACCGGCGGGACGUGCUGGUGACAAAGGCGAUUCCGGGUGCUGA